Messenger RNA from Prunus armeniaca (apricot), 453 nucleotides. The record is from the annotation of a GenBank genome assembly. Lineage: Eukaryota; Viridiplantae; Streptophyta; Magnoliopsida; Rosales; Rosaceae.
AUGUUGGCUUCUGCAGUGGACUUGCUCACUCAGGCUGCUUCCAAUUCUCUGCUUGUUUUCUGCUUCUGCAAUUUGAUUAUAGUCAUGAUCGUCAUGGGGUCGAAACCGGGCUCUUACUUUGAUCAAGAAAGUGAAAUUCCAGUCUCAAUGGUCACUAGCGGCUACAAGUACAACAGAAACAACUCAAAUUGUAAACAAGUUGAUGAUGCUAAAUGUAAGCAGGAGGAGGGUACUACGGUGAAUCCAUCAGAUACUGUUUUCAGCCAAGUUUCAUCAAAUGCCGAUAAAGAACUUGCCACUGCCAGUGAUGAAAAGGACAGCAUCAUCAGCCAUCACAAUGACAGCAAGAAGUGCGACAAUGAUGAUGAGCUGAGAAGAAGAGCGGAAGAGUUUAUUGAAAAAAUGAACAAAGGAUGGAGGGCAGAGUUGUCGAGACCUUCACAUUUAAUCUAA